UUAGCCGAACAAGAACUGAUUAAAGAAAUGAACCUCGUCAGUGAUGUAAGAGCUACACUAAAAAGUACACUCGAGAAAAUUGAAGAACAAAUGCUGAUAAAUAAGGCCGCCAAACAUAGGAUCGAAUACGAUUGGUGCGACAAAACUAUGGCCUAUGAUACCGAGACUAUGAACAUAGGUCUUAAUACUAAAACAAACACUAUACUGUUUAAACCUGGCUCCACUAGAUUCGGAGAGUUUUCAGCACCCUUGGAAUAUUGGGAAUUCUUUUGUAGGGAAAACGUACAGAACAGUGAAGCCGCUAGACAGAAGUCUGCAGACUUGCGAGGCAGUUUAAACGCUAUUUUAGUAAACGGUGGAAGAAAAUUAAGAACUCAAGCUGAUAAGACUGAUAUAAUUUUAGCAGAAACGGUCGCUAUAACUCAAGAAUUAUGCACCAAGUUGGAGGAAACCUUGAGAAAUACCCUUCAAAAGAUCGCAGACAUGGAAUUGUUGAUAGACGAUCUACACAACUCAAUUCGAAAGAUGGACGCCGCUAUGAAGUUGGCACAAACAAGAUUAGACAAUCGUAAUACA
Molecule: messenger RNA, 576 nt
Organism: Papilio polytes (common Mormon)
Lineage: Eukaryota; Metazoa; Arthropoda; Insecta; Lepidoptera; Papilionidae
Product: tektin-4-like
Exons: 1
Biological process (GO): cilium assembly; cilium movement involved in cell motility
Cellular component (GO): nucleus; microtubule cytoskeleton
Source: RefSeq, a predicted model, not a curated record